AUGGGCGCUAAGAUUGCAAAAGAGGCAUUCCAGACUGGGGAUUUUGCGAUCGACGAAUAUCGACCCAUGAAGGUGGUCUGCAUAGGAGCGGGCUUCAGCGGUAUUAUCGCUGGUAUACGUUUUGCACAAAGAGUGCCAAAUCUGGAUUUGAAGAUCUACGACAAGGAAGCGGGCGUAGGCGGUACUUGGUUCGUGAAUAAGUACCCAGGCCUGGCAUGUGACAUACCUUCUCACUGCUACCAACUUUCGUUCGAGGAGAAUACGCAAUGGUCCUCGUUCUACGCUCCAGGGCCCGAGAUUCUCGCAUAUCUUCAGCGCGUGGUCGAGAAGUACAAGCUUACGAAAUACAUACGCCUCCAGCACGAGCUCACGUACGCGCGGUGGGACGAGGGUUCUGGAAAAUGGAGCUUGCGCAUCCGUCGUCCGCGCUUCCCGCAUGAUUUCGAAGACACUGCAGAUGUGCUGUUCCUCGGCACGGGAUCGCUCAGCCGCUGGUCAUGGCCUGAAAUCGAGGGCCUCAAAGACUUCAAGGGCCGCCUUAUGCACAGCGCACAGUGGGAUGUCUCAGAGGGUAACAGUUGGGAAGAAAGCGUGAAAGACUGGGGAAACAAGACCGUCGGUGUAAUCGGCAUUGGUUCGUCUGCCAUCCAAAUUGUGCCUGCCCUCCAGCCAAAGGUCGCGAAAGUGGUCAAUCUUGUGCGAGGCAAGACCUGGAUUUCAUCUUCAUUCUCCGAAACGAAGAUGACAGAGUUGCUCGCUCUUCAGCCGGGCGUCGGGAAUUAUGUCUUCUCUGACGCAGAGAAGGGGGCAUUCAAGGACCCGAAAUACUACAAGCCGUUCAGACACGAACUAGAAUCUGACUUAAACUCUGUACACGGAGUAAGUCAACGCGGCUCGGAGAUGCAGAAAGCGGCUGCGGCUGCGUUCAAAGCAGCUAUGGUCAUGAAACUAGCGAAGAAACCGGAAAUCGCCGAAUACAUUGUUCCUUCAUUCGAUGUUAGUUGUCGUCGACUGACGCCCGGCCCGGGCUACCUCGAGUCGCUCUGCGAAGACAACGUCGAUUUUGAGACGACACCCAUCAAGCGGAUUUUCCCAAGCGGCAUCGAGUUCGUCGAUGGGCGGCGUACCGACCUUGACGUACUCGUCUGUGCUACUGGCUUCGAUACCAGCUACCGUAUGCCAUUUGAGGUGAUCGGGCGCGAGGGGCGCGACUUGCGGAAGCGUUGGGAGCCGCACGCAGUCUCGUACUUAUCGGUCGCUGUGGACGGCUUCCCGAAUAUGUUCUUGUCCUUGGGCCCGAACUCGGCUGUCAACUCGGGCUCGCUUCUCAUUUUGAUGGAGCGCGAGGUCGAUUAUGCGGUUGCCGCCACCUUGAAGCUGCAAAGGGAACGGCUGAAGAGCAUAGAGGUCAAGGCGGAGGCUGUUGCGGAUUACGAUGAAUAUACGAAGGCAUGUUGGAUAACGCUUACGGUAUACGUAGAUCAGUGUCACUCCUGGUACAAGAACCCCGACGGCACUAUAACAGGAUUAUGGCCUGGUUCCUGUCUGCACGCUGUCAGAGCACUGGCUAGCCCCCGUUGGGAAGACUUCAAUUAUGAAAGUUUGCCAGGCGAUCGAACCCGCAAUCGCUUCUAUUGGCUGGGUGACGGCUACACGCACAAUGAGAAGACAAUGACUGGCGAUCCUUGGUAUCUCAACGAUGACCAGGUCGAUAUUCCUACUGUGGUGAGCAGGUAA
Molecule: messenger RNA, 1737 nt
Organism: Heterobasidion irregulare TC 32-1
Lineage: Eukaryota; Fungi; Basidiomycota; Agaricomycetes; Russulales; Bondarzewiaceae
Exons: 14
Coding region: 1-1737 (578 amino acids)
Source: RefSeq, a predicted model, not a curated record